Messenger RNA from Anthonomus grandis grandis, 1200 nucleotides. RefSeq names its product transmembrane protein 192. The record is from RefSeq and is a predicted model, not a curated record. Bases 106 to 972 code for a protein of 288 amino acids. Gene Ontology annotation, cellular component: late endosome; lysosomal membrane. The transcript is spliced from 5 exons. Lineage: Eukaryota; Metazoa; Arthropoda; Insecta; Coleoptera; Curculionidae.
AUGUUUUAUUUAUUAUGAAGAUAUAAAGUUUCAGUAAGUUUCCCUGUCUCACUUUAUGACUAUUUAUAGCAUAGAUUGCAAUUUUGCGGUAAAGUAUGUGUAAUUAUGGUUAGCUUAUCUAGAAAUUACCAUAUUAACACCGGGGGAGCUACGUUUUUCAGUGAAUCAGUCAACAUGAAUGAUCAGGAGCUGCUACAGCCUAUCUUGGAAUCCUUUGGUGGGUUUAAGAAGGUCCAGACAGUACCACUCUUUACAUUUCAUAUUUUUUUCACAUUGGUUCUGGAUAUUGUUGCCAUAGUUUAUGCAGCCAUACAUCCAGAUGACAGCAGCAAAUGUAGAGAGUAUUUUAUUAUAAUAUACCUACAUGUGGCUUUAUGGAUUAUUACUUAUAUCAUUCAUAUUGUCACAAAGACAAUUCACUUUAACAUUCGCCUUAGUGGCUACUUGGACUUUUAUAAAGAAACUGAAACACACUCGGGCUUACCACUUAUAAUCGUCUCUGUCUGGACUGUAGCUCUGCUUUUCGUUCAAACCUUAAUGCAGCAUUUUUAUCCUGACAAUUUUUAUGAGAAAUGCAUUCACGGAGGAACGAUGUCACCAAAAGCGUACCUGUGUGCGCUUAUCACACUGGAAUUUUGUGUUAUUACUGGAGUUAAUAUCAAUUAUAUCAAUAAAGUGAUGCAAUUUAAUAAGCAACAAGCGCCACCUGACGUUUUAAAAAGCGAAUGGACUAAUGCUGCGGAAGUGGAUGGUGUUCCCCAUACCGAAGUGGGUUAUAGAGAGAUGGGCAGCAAAGUUUAUGAGUUAUUAGAGAAGCAGGCUGAUCUAAUACAAUACCUUAAAGAACACAAUGCCAGACUGAACGAAAAAGUUAUGACAUUAAGCAACCAGAUUUCGCAGGGGAGAGUUUCAAAUGAAAUUAGUGGGGGAAGUGGAGUCUUACAAAGUGGAAGUGGUUCCCAUCAGAGCUAAACCAUAUCCAUGAAAAUCAUGAUAUUUCUUACCAAGUAAGGUAUGAUUUUAAUUUAAAACUUUUUUAUCAAAAUUAUUUGUAAUAAAGACUUUAUGACUGAUGUUUUAUAGACCUUCGUAAAUGUAUGGUUUUUAUAUAAUUUUUUUAGAAUUAUUGUUUUGUCUGAUACCUGUAUAUAUUUAAGAUUUUAUAUUAGUGUUAAAGGAUUUAGUAAAAUAAUAACAAAG